This is a messenger RNA of Guillardia theta CCMP2712, 1023 nucleotides long. RefSeq lists its product as hypothetical. The record is from RefSeq and is a predicted model, not a curated record. Bases 1 to 1023 code for a protein of 340 amino acids. Gene Ontology annotation, cellular component: Golgi apparatus. Gene Ontology annotation, molecular function: antiporter activity; GDP-fucose transmembrane transporter activity. NCBI's taxonomy places the organism in Eukaryota, Cryptophyceae, Pyrenomonadales, Geminigeraceae. The transcript has 17 exons.
AUGAACGCAAUCACCAUCAUUGCUCUUUACUCGAUAUGUUCGUCGUGUAUGCUUGUGGUCAACAGGAUAUGUCUUUCCUACAUUCCUGCUGCUUCAUACAUUGCAUGCUUUCAGAUGGCAUUUACUGUGUUGGUGAUCCUUAUCGGGGCAUCGAUGGGGCUUUGUGAAGUUCAGGCCCUCAGCUCAGACGGCAGGUCGUACAUGGCAGCGUAUUCAGUGGGUUUCGCACUCAGCAUCUACUUCACUCUGCGCGCUCUGGAGACAACCAACAUGGAGACUCUCAUUGUCUUUAGGAGCUGCAACCCGCUCAUUCUGGUCUUGUGCGAUUACUACUUCUUGAAUCGAGAUUGUCCAUCCGUCCGGGCCAUCUUUGCCUUGAUGAUUAUUGCUGGGAGUGCAAGUAUGUAUAUUGUACAUGACAAGCAGCUGAAAAUGGAUGGAUGGAUAAGCUAUCUUUACGUUGGUUUGAACAGUCUGACCUUGAUAUUUGUCAUGACGAUCGGCAAGACCGUCACAGACAAAUGCACUUUGACCACUACAGGACAAGUGUUCUAUUCGAAUAUGUUCUCAGUCCUUCCGAUGCUGUGCCUGGGCUGGCUGACUGAGGAGCAAGUGGAAUCGAAGAUGAUCCACACCAAGAGCAUGGUGUUCCUUCUGAUCUCCAGCAUCGUUGGUUCCUCCAUCAGCUACUUCGGCUGGAGAUGCAGAGAGUUGGUGUCGGCAACGACCUACACCGUUGUUGGGAUCAUGAACAAAGUUUUCACGGAGGGUCUUAACUGCCUUUUCCUCAACAGCACGGCCUCGCAAGAAGGAAUCUUCUGGCUCUUUGUCUGCAUUCUAGGUGGACUGUUUUACGAGCAGGCUCCCAAGAAAGCCACUGCUGAAGCUGAGGAUCCGAACGGAGAAGCUGGGGAGGUCAAGGAAGCCCUCCUUCAGGAAGAAAAAGAAGUAUCGGUCGAGAUGCAAUCGAUGAAGGAGGAAACAAAGGAAGAAACAAAGCAGGAUUCGAAGGAGAACUCUUGA